Akanthomyces muscarius is the source of this 447-nucleotide messenger RNA. RefSeq lists its product as uncharacterized. Bases 1 to 447 code for a protein of 148 amino acids. The transcript has a single exon. Lineage: Eukaryota; Fungi; Ascomycota; Sordariomycetes; Hypocreales; Cordycipitaceae. The record is from RefSeq and is a predicted model, not a curated record.
AUGUCUCUGUCUGCGAAGUACCAUGGAAGCAAGCCGGACGAAGAGUAUGUGGCUGAGCUAGAUGCGGUAGAGAAGAAGUAUCGCCAAAACAAGCACAUGCUGGAGGACCUCUUUAGCCAUCGGGUGAAGCUGAUGCGGGCUCAACACGAAGAAGCACGGGCCCAUCUUCAGAGUAAACUCGCCAAUGAUGCUGAGACGCGAGAAGUCUCGGCCAUGGUUCGAAUUCGAGUUCGGCUGCAAAACCUACGCCACGCGAUCGAUUUGUAUGCGGGCCAGGCUGGUGCUUGCGUGAACGAGUGGAAGCGUUAUACGCAGCGUUGCCAGGAGAUGAAGGCCGACUUGAAGAGGCAGGUCCAGCGCGUGCUGAAGCGAAUCCCUGGCGACAAGCAGCACGUUCGGCAGAGGAGGAAAAUGAUCAUACAGAGUUGGGCACGGGUGACGCGAUAA